UCUCCCUGCCGGGGAACCCGGUGUGCGGCGCCGGCUGCGGCGGUCUCCGCCUCUGGGAAGGUAGGACCUGGCCGUAGUGGCUCCUAGGGAGGCUUUAGCGAGCCCCUCUCCAUCCCGUUCUGCUUCGCCCCUUCAUCACGCCCAGGGCUUUUGGGCUGGGGAGUCUCCCUGGAGGAGCUGAGCUGCGGGGGAUGACGGCUGAGAGCUGGCUGCGGGCACCAGGGCGGCGGGGCCCCGCGGAAAGGGUCCUUCUGGGGAGGGGGCGCGCAGGAGGGGUCCCUCUGGAGGAGGCCUCUCGGGAAAGAGAGGGCCCUGCGUGGGUGCUCCUCGGUGGCAGAAGCUGCCAGACGUCCCUCGGGGCCGGGCUUCGUGCAGUAGGUGUGUGCGCUGCCUUCUGCGCGGCACAGACCUCCUGCACGGCCGCAGUAGCGUCUUGGCAGCCUCGGCAAGGUAAUAUAUACCAUUGGUUUCCACGUUUUAGCGGUUUCUCUUCUCAGUUGCAUCUCUCAGUUAGAAGAGGGAAAGGCAGUAACCCAGUUCCUCUAUGGAGGACCAAUGGCAACUGGGUGAUAAGAGUUUGGGAGCUUGUGAGUUGCAUCAGGGGAAGGAGCUUCAUAAACUAAAACUGUUUUCUCAUAAGCUAGCUGGGAAAUGACAGUCUUCAGCAUUAAGUCAUCAAAUACAGCAAGUAGCUGUCAAGGAGCUGAUACUGUUUCCCAUCAAAGAUCCGGGCGCACAACACCUGAACCAGCAUUUUGACUGCUUUAGUCCAUCACAGAUACUUUCUUCUGGACUGUAUGACUUUCCAGCAGUGUUAUUGACUCCUGGGGUCUUAAACCACUUAAUACAGGGAAAAUUUCAAAACUGAAAUGCCACUAAUGUAAUACAUAAGUUGUAAAAUGUAGCACAGUAUUUGACAGUGCUACACAGUAAGGGAAUCGCAUGCCUCAGUUGAUACGUACCUCUUUACCUUGGGUACAGAAUCUGUGUUAAAACCAAAAGUAUUUUCUUUCUCCUGACCUAGUAUUUGUGUCGCUUGUUAUGUUAUUAUCACUGAAGGGAUGUAAAGGUGAUACUAGAGGUGUCCCAUGGAAAGGAACGGAGUGGCAAUAUGCUUAUCUGAGUAUAUGCAGUGUUCUGCUGAAGCCCUAUGGAAUGUGGCCUGUUUCCUCUAAGGAGCAGAGACAGUUGCAGAAAUGGAAUUAUACUAAUUAAUAAUUUAAAUACCUCAAAAUAAAUAAUGUAUACCCACGAAACUGUAAUAGCAGGCAUAUUUUUCUUCUCUUACAGAAAUGACAGGCUGCUUUAGUGUGAAUGAAUCCUGACAUGAUUCUGGAAACUGGGCCAACAUAUCAUUGAUUAUGCACUUUGAAGAAAAGUGGGAAGCCGGUUGGAUUUUCCCCAUCUUACAGCACCUCGCAGGUCUCUUCUCUAAGCAGUACGGUGCCUGAGUGAGUGGAAACAUACAGAUCAGCUGCAGGUUUCUGACUACAAAAACAGAGUGAAAGAGAAAGAAAAGGGUUGGGAAAGCUGAGACAAAUAUUGACCUGGACUUAUAGAAAGACAUCCAAUGGCUGAAUAAAGAACCCCUGUUCAUGUUUUGGGAUAUUCUUUCAACUGACUGGAACGAGAGCGGAUCAAAAGAAUGGGAAAUGCCAGCAGACCCUUUAGAAGAAUUGCUUAUUUCUUAUGCCUUUUAUCUGUGUUUUUGCUGACUGAAGGGAAGAAACCAGUGAAGCCAAAAUGUCCUGCCUGGUGUACUUGUACCAAAGAUAAUGCUUUAUGUGAAAAUGCCAGAUCUAUUCCUCGCAGCGUUCCGCCUGAUGUUAUCUCACUAUCCUUUGUGAGAUCUGCUUUUACUAAAAUCCCAGAAGGGAGUUUUUUGCUCACACCAUCUCUGCAGCUUCUGUUGUUUACAUCCAACACUUUUGAUGUUAUUAGUGAUGAUGCUUUCAUGGGCCUUCCUCAUCUAGAAUAUUUGUUCAUAGAGAACAACAGCAUUAAGUCAAUUUCAAGAAAUACUUUCAGAGGACUGAAAUCUUUAAUUCACCUGAGUCUCGCAAAUAAUAACCUCCAGUCGCUUCCAAAAGACAUAUUCAAAGGCUUGGAUUCUUUAACAAAUGUAGAUCUUAGAGGCAAUGCAUUUAAUUGUGACUGCAAACUGAAAUGGUUAGUGGAAUGGCUGGGCAGUACCAAUGCAACAGUUGAAGACAUUUACUGUGAAAGUCCACCAGAAUAUAAGAAGCGCAAAAUCAAUAGCCUCUCUCCAAAAGAAUUUGAUUGCAUUAUUACAGAAUUUGAAGUUUAUCAGUCCCUGCCAUACCAGUCUCUGUCAGUAGAUACCUUCUCAUACAUGAAUGAUGAACAUGUGGUUAUUGCUCAGCCUUUUACUGGAAAAUGCAUCUUUCUUGAGUGGGACCAUGUAGAAGUGAUGUUCAGGAAUUACGACAACAUUACAGGUACUUCAACUGUUGUGUGUAAACCUAUAGUUAUUGAGAGUCAGCUGUAUGUUAUUGUCGCACAGCUGUUUGGAGGCUCCCACAUAUAUAAAAGAGAUAUUUUUGCUAAUAAGUUUAUAAAAAUUCAAGAUAUUGAAAUCCUUAAAAUCCGAAAACCUAAUGACAUUGAAACUUUCAGGAUUGCUGAAGACUGGUAUUUUGUUGUUGCAGACAGUUCAAAGGCUGGUUUCACCACGGUUUACAAAUGGAAUGGGAAUGGAUUUUAUUCCCAUCAGUCUCUGCAUGCCUGGUACAGAGAUACUGAUGUGGAGUAUCUUGAAAUAUCUGGCAAACCACAUUUAAUUCUGUCAAGUAGUUCUCAAAGACCUGUAAUAUAUCAGUGGAACAAAGGAACAAAUGAAUUUGUUAAGCGUUUUGAUAUCCAAGAUAUGGAAGAUGCAUAUGCAGUGAAACAUUUCAAAGUGAAAGAGGAUGUAUACAUUUGCUUAACAAGAUUUAUUGGGGACUCUAAAGUAAUGAAAUGGGGUGGUUCGGCAUUUCUGGAUUUACAAAGGAUGCCAUCCCGAGGGUCAAUGGUAUUCCAACCGCUUCAGAUAAGUAAUUAUCAAUAUGCCAUUCUUGGAAGUGAUUAUUCUUUCACUCAAGUCUAUUAUUGGGAUGCUGAAAAGGCAAAAUUUGUGAAGUUUCAAGAAUUAAACGUACAGGCACCAAGAUCUUUCAUACAUGUCUCCAUCGAUAAACGAGAUUUUCUCUUUGCUUCAAGUUUUAAGGGAACUACAUUGAUUUAUAAACAUGUCAUAGUUGACUUAAGCGCAUGACACUCAUAAUUCUGAGAUUACAUCAGACUUUCUACCAUAAGUGGACAAAAUGAACUAAAUGCAUGACGACUCUCUUAUCUUACUUCCAAAUGAAUGCCUUUAAAAGUUGCGAUUGCUAGAACCAAGUAUUACUAGUAUCUUCAUCUCUAAUUGUCAAGUCUAGUGGUGUUGGAAGUUGCAUUUUUUAACAAAAAGAAAUUUAAUUAACUGUUCUUUGCAUCCACAAUAUGUAAAUAUGUGUGCAACUGCAUCUGUUGCUAUAAAAAAUAUUAAGAUGUAAUUUUCCAUUUAUUUAUUCACCUGUUUGAAACAACUGCCAAAUAAAAUGUUUACAUUUUGUGUCUUUCACAUUCCAAA
Messenger RNA from Melopsittacus undulatus (budgerigar), 3634 nucleotides. It is a transcript of the gene LGI1, whose product is annotated as leucine rich glioma inactivated 1. The record is from RefSeq and is a predicted model, not a curated record. Gene Ontology annotation, molecular function: protein binding. The coding region runs from base 1646 to 3277 and encodes 543 amino acids. The transcript has 9 exons. NCBI's taxonomy places the organism in Eukaryota, Metazoa, Chordata, Aves, Psittaciformes, Psittaculidae.